Molecule: messenger RNA, 1216 nt
Organism: Anolis carolinensis (green anole)
Lineage: Eukaryota; Metazoa; Chordata; Lepidosauria; Squamata; Anolidae
Gene: timm22
Product: translocase of inner mitochondrial membrane 22
Exons: 4
Coding region: 16-756 (246 amino acids)
Biological process (GO): protein insertion into mitochondrial inner membrane
Cellular component (GO): TIM22 mitochondrial import inner membrane insertion complex
Molecular function (GO): transmembrane protein transporter activity
Source: RefSeq, a predicted model, not a curated record
CAGAGUAAAACAAACAUGGCGUCCUUUCAAAGCAAGAGCGCAGGAUGCUUAGCGGACUCUGUCUCCCGUGAGCCUCUGCGGCAGGGAUUCCCAUUGGAAACAAUAGGGUUGUGCGGCGCAAGGCAUGACGGGAGAUGCAGUUCGUCCUCUCUGAGGGAAAGAGCGUCGAUAAUGGCGGCGCCUCCUUCUUCCCCGCCGGGGCCCGAAGAAGCGCCGCCGUCCUCGGGGCUGCAGUACAGCCUGGUCCUGGAGCACCUGGUCGGGGAGAAGCGCGGGCCUCGUCCGGGCGUGGAGGCGGCGGCGCUGGCCUUGGCGGGCUUCCCUUCCCCGGCCAAGAGCCCCGAGCAGAAGGCCGUGGAGCGCGCCAUGGAGAGCUGCGCCUUCAAGGCCGCCCUCGCCUGCGCCGGAGGCUUCGUCCUGGGGGGCGCCUUCGGGGUCUUCACGGCCGGCAUCGACACCAACGUGGGCUUCGACCCCAAGGACCCCCUCCGGACCCCGACGGCCAGGGAGGUCCUCCGGGACAUGGGCCAGCGCGGGGUCUCCUACGCCAAGAACUUCGCCAUCGUGGGCGCCAUGUUCUCCUGCACCGAGUGCCUGGUCGAGUCGUAUCGAGGGAAAUCCGACUGGAAGAACAGCGUCAUGAGCGGAUGCAUCACGGGAGGAGCCAUCGGCUUUCGGGCCGGAGCCAAAGCGGGUCUCCUGGGCUGCGGGGGCUUCGCCGCUUUCUCCGCCGUCAUCGACUACUAUCUUAGGUAGCGUCCGGAUAACGUGGUCCUUUGUACGGACGGACGGGACAGCUUCCCGAGGAGACAGAGGCUCCAGAAAGAAGCGAGCACCUCUUCCUUUGACUCCGUUCUUUCCGAGGUAUAUUCCGGUACGGUCCGCGUCUGAGCUCUCCUCCGUUUUUGUGGACUCGGGAGAAACGCCGGGACUUGUUUACUCCCUGGAAGUGAAAUUAGCUCCCAAUACAACCAUAACCGAGCGUUGGAGGCGGUUGUUGUGGGUCGACCUCGAAACCGGAAUAGAUACCGACACAUGAAAGAACCAGGACGCCAAACGAUUCCUUUUGUGCAAACGUGGUGGGUUUUAUUAACAGUUUCAUCCAUGAUUUAACAUCGAUUUAAAACCUUGAAGGGGGAGGGAGGAAAUCCACCUGUGACGGGACACAACCAAAAAUUAUAUAUAUAUAUAAUAUAUAUAUAUAUCCUUAAAACGA